Prorocentrum cordatum is the source of this 3229-nucleotide messenger RNA. NCBI's taxonomy places the organism in Eukaryota, Dinophyceae, Prorocentrales, Prorocentraceae. The record is from the annotation of a GenBank genome assembly.
GAGAGAUCGACCAAUUCUGGUCGACGUGAAAGGAAUCGGAAGACCGUGCACUUUCACCAACGACGAGAGCAAGCUCCCAGAUUGGUGUAAGAAAGUAGAGGACUACUUGCUCGGAGUCGAGCCACAGCUAGCAGCUGCGCUCGAGUGGGCGCUCGAGCAGGAGGACGAGUUCACGACAGCUGAAACAGUCCUUGCCCUGGACCCCGGCACGGGGCAUGCCAUGGGCAAUAUUGCGGCGCUCAACUUGCAGAUCAAGAGGUUCGACGCGCUGACAGGCGGAAGGCGCCGGGCGCUGCUGCGUGCCAUCUUGCCCCCUCACCGGGUGAAGCUGGAGGAGGUAGGAACAGCUCUCCAGUUGUGGGGGGAUAUGGCCACGCGGCACAACAAGAAGCAACAUAGGCUCGGAGAGGCCCCGAUUGCAGACGUGUACCUGUGCAGCGCACUGGAGGCACUGGUCCCAGAGGACGUUGAGAACCACCUGCAGAUGAACGCGAAUCGCUUGAAAAAGUGCAGCGACAUGCGGGCUGAAGUAGUAGCUUUCUACGAAGCUCGCACAAGGAAGAAAGUUUGCGUGACUCUGCAGGAGCGCAUGGACAGCGCUAGUUCUGGCGGCCCUGCGCCCAUGGACGUCGACAGCCUACAGACAGGCAGAGGCGCGGCCUCCCUCGAGGAAGCAGGAGACCACGGACACGAACCAGAGACGGGGCAGGCCUCCCUCGAGCUAGGUGCGUUCGACGCGCGGGCAGCCCCGCUGUCGGUCGCCCCUGUGGCUGGCGUAGACGACGAGGGGUACGCCAAGAUCAACCUCGACACCGGCGCAGCAGUCACUGCGUUCCCCAGGAGCCAGUUUGGCGGCGGCCACCCAGACGAGAACCACAGAGGUUACGCCACCGCGAGCGGGGAGCGAAUCCCUGACUGCGGAGGGAGCCGGCUCGUGUGCACGGACGAACACGGGCAGCGUCGCGGUAUCACCGGCCGAAAGACAGACGCGCACAAGGUGCUGGCCUUUGCAAGCCACGUCUUCAGUGGUGGAAAGCAGGUGGCGUGGCUGACCGAGGAUGGUGGGCGCAUCAUUCCGUGCGACGGUCCUGUCGCGAAAGCGAUCGCCAAUGUGAUCCAAAAGCACGAGCAGCUUGAGUCUGGGAAGACCAUGCUGCCAGUUUACCAGGAGAAGGGCGCGUGCAACUUCUACCUGAAGGUAUACAGCCAGGAGGAGAUCGGAGUAGUCUCCGAGACGAAGGAAGGCUCGCCGCUUUUCGGGCGGCAGGGCAAGCACCUGCAAGCCCGCUCGAAGCUCCAGCUGCGGGCAGCCCCGCGCCGGAGGAAGCGCAGGCCGCGGGCGGCCCCGCGCCUGCGGCAGCAGGAGCAGAGGCAGCAGCGGCAGGCAGCGCGGCAGGCAGGGGAAGAGCAUGCCGACCCAGUCGUAGUUUCUGAUUACGGCUUCAUGGGGGGCACUGAGCAGGAGGAGACGAUGCUUAUUUUUGUCACCAAGGACCGAACAACCAAGGGAUAUGCAGCGACAGCUAUUCCAAGGAAAGGGGUCAAUCUCUUCAACAUCAAGUUUUUUGCAAGAGCCGUGAAGGAGCUAGGAUGGAAGAGGAUGGUGAGCAAGUCUGAUGGUGAACACAGUCUUGUUGCAUUGAAGCAAGCAGUGUCUGACUCCAUGCCAGGCGUGGAAAUGGUCAUGCAAGAGUCGCCUGUCGGCGAUCACCAGGCGAAUGGUGAGGCAGAAAACGCUGUCAAGGAGGUGAAAAGGACGGCGCCGGUGCUCAAGGCCACCCUGGAAGAACGGAUCGGGAAGAACCUUCCCGUCGACCAUCCUCUCUGGACGUGGCUUCCGCGCCGCGCGGCAGCCUGUUUGCGCAGGUGCAGAAUCGGGCCGGAUGGCCCGACAGCAGAGCAGCGCAUGACAGGCAGAGCUUGGGCCAAGGCAGCGGUCGAGCUUGGAGACAGGAUCCAUGCUCGACCAGCAGUGGCGCAGGAGCCCAGGAGCGGGUUCGCGCCGAAAAUGGUCGAAGGCAGGUACGUGGGUCACCAAUCCCGUACAGGAAGCCUUCUCGUGACGACCGAGACGGGCGCGACGCGCGCCAAGGCAUUCAACAGGAUGCAGGAGGACGAAAGGCUAGAGACGGCGGACGACGGCGCGAUCGCGCCGCCGGCGGUGCAGGCUCAGGCAGCAGCAUCAGCAGGAGCGAGCGCAAGCUCGUCGGCAGUGCCAGCUGCGGGCAGCCCCGCGCCGGCGCCGGCUGCGGGAAGUUCCGCGCCACAGGGGCCAGAUGUGGCCAUGGGGAGCUUGUCAGCAAGAAAAGAGGAGCUCAGACGCAUGUACGAGAGUAGGAUCGUUGAGGCCUAUCGUGCAAACUGCGUCGACUUGCCGUCGUCUGAGCUGGAUGACGUCACCCAGAUGGCUCUAGAGCUAGGAGCCGUUGAGGUGCCAGACGCGCGCCCUGGAGAGCACGCGGGCCGUGGCGCACCUGCCGACAACGUAGGAUUGAGGCCCGGCGUGUGCAUGAACAUGGAGCGCCCACGGCCCGACGGUGCGAAAUGGGAUUUCGCUCGAGAGGAACAUGUCUCUGAGUGGUUCGAGACCCUGGAGCGCGAAGAUCCCUGCAUCGUCGCGGGGUGGGGCGAGGCAGGAGACGGCCGCGCGCCCUUCGCACGGACCCAGACGAGCUUCAUGACCAACGUUCCAGAGCUAGCCGCAGAACUGCGCAAGCAGAGCGCUGGCGGGAAAGGCGGCGGGCAGCCCCGCGCCCAGCCAUUCGUGAAAGCAUGGGUGCUGAUGGCGAGAUGCCCGAUCUGGCCGCAGCAACAGCAGGCCCUGUGCCGGUCGGCCCAGAGCCCUUCGAAGCAGGCAGGGAAAACCCUGAGCGAUGACGAGCGCUAUUGGGGCGACGUGAACGGAGGGUGGCUGGACCCACAGAUGGUUCGAGAAGCGCCGCGGCUAGAAGUAGAGUGGCUGCGCAAGCAGGACGUCUACGAGAAGAGGGCAAUAGAGGGGUGCAGGAGCGUCACAGGACAACCGCCCAUCAAGUUGAUGUGGACAGACACUAAUAAGGGCGACCACGACAAGCCGAACUACAGGUCGCGGAUUGUCGUGCGAGAGAAGCGCGGCAAGGGCGAGGAAGGACGAAAACUACCAGCAGCACUUCUCUUUUCAGCAAUGCCACCGUUAGAAGCAGUCAAGAUUCUCGGCGGCAUGAUGGUCCAAAAGGCGGAGGUCCAGUAG